ACUAAUCCGAGAUUUAGAUUAGCAGGAUGCGUAACACUCCAUCAACAUCAAAAUGAGAAAAUGUGAGACAGAGAGGUCAAAUAAAAAAGGAAAAAAAAAUCAAAGAGAGGAGAGAGAAAGAGAGAACAAAAAAAAGAAGGUAGGUAAAAAUUAAAAGUCAUUGAAUGAAAACACUUUCACUCCUCUGCUCUUUGUUGACCUCAGAAACCUUCCACUAAUUUUCUUUUCUCCCUUUCUUCUUCAUUUCACUCUCUCAACUUCCCCCAAAAUUUCAAUUUUCCUAACCCUAAUUUUUAGAUACAGAAGAAAUCUCAUCUAGUGUAAUUUUUUCCUCUAUGAAGUUUUUGACUUAAAAAGUCAAAAUGGGGGGUCAGUUCUUCCUUCUGAGCUUCUCUAUAUUAAAUGUUGCCAAUUAGGGUUUCUCUGUUUUUUGAUUUUUCAGUGUUUUGGGGAUCUGGGUUUUUAAAUUCAGUCUUUUUUGGGUGAUGGGUUUAGUUUAAUUUAGCUAAAUUUAGCUGAUUUUUCUCCUCCUUUGUCUUCUUCAAAAGUCAAACGCAAAAAUACUCCCUUUUCUGGGCCAAGAUUGGUGCUUGAAAUUAUUUCUUCAGUUUGUUUCUGUUAAUUGUUUUGAUUCUAUAUUAACUAUCACUUUCUGGGUUUGAUCUUCUUUAAAGAUCAACUCUUUUGCUGAGAAUAAUUUGUGGUCCAGUUUAGAUUUUCCUUCUAAUUAUUUUUUGGCCCUUUAUUUCACCUUUGAAUCUCUAUAAUUCUUUGUGUUUUUGAAUGCUUUGUUAAAGCAAUCAAACUCUCCUGCUGAAAUUAGUGGAAGCUGUUUAGUGGCAACUUUUUGUUUGGUGUUAUUUUCUGAAAGCAGACUCAUUGAUUUUGGAGAAAGCAAUUUGAAGUGAUUCCCUCUUUUGCAAGUUUUGAAUUUGAACUUGCUUUCUCUCUCCUAGGUGUUGUUUGUUAAACUAAACCUAGGGUUUUGGUAAAUAAUUUGUGUUGGGGUUAGGUUUUGAAUUAAUCAUCUUUAGCUCAGAUGCAUCUGUCACUAUGGAAGCCUAUUUCCCAUUGUGUAUCUUUGAUCAUUGACAAGAAGGGUAGAAGAAAAGAUGGGUCUGAAUUUGGGGAAGAUAGCAAGAAAAACCCUUCAGUUCUGAGGAAGUUGCAGGAGAACAAGCUUAGAGAAGCUCUUGAGGAAGCAUCUGAAGAUGGGUCUCUUCUAAAAUCCACUCUGGACAAUGAUGCUGAGGCCAAUUCCAACAAAGAUGAGGGCCUCGGACGCUCGAGAUCGCUUGCAAGGCUCCAAGCCCUGAAAGAAUUCCUCAGAGCAACUGCUUUAGCAGCGGAUCGUACUUACGAUUCUGAAGACUCGAUUCCGGCUCUUAAUGAGGCCUUUUCUAAAUUCCUCACCAUGUAUCCCAAGUAUCAAUCUUCUGAGAGGAUUGAUCAGCUGAGAUUAGAUGAAUAUGGGCAUCUCACAGGGCCAGCUCCCAAGGUAUGUCUAGAUUAUUGUGGAUUUGGGCUGUUUUCUCACCUUCAGACUCUCUAUUACUGGGACACUUCAAGUUUUAGCUUGUCUGAGAUGAGUGCUAAUUUGAGUAAUCAUGUCUUGUAUGGUGGUGCUGAGAAAGGGACUGUUGAACAUGAUAUAAAAACUAGAAUUAUGGAUUAUUUGAACAUUCCUGAGAAUGAAUAUGGAAUUGUCUUUACAGUAAGUAGAGGUUCAGCCUUUAAAUUGCUGGCUGAAGCAUACCCUUUUCAUACAAACAAGAAAUUGUUAACUAUGUUUGAUCAUGAGAGCCAGUCUUUGAAUUGGAUGGGCCAAGCUGCCAAGGAGAAAGGAGCCAAAGUUUAUAGUGCGUGGUUUAAAUGGCCUACUCUCAAACCGUGUUCAGCUGAUCUUAGGAAGCAGAUUCUGAACAAGAAGAAGAGAAAGAAGGAUUCUGCUGUUGGGCUUUUCGUCUUUCCUGUUCAGUCCAGGGUGACGGGAUCCAAGUACUCGUAUCAAUGGAUGGCUUUGGCGCAACAAAACAAUUGGCAUGUUUUGUUAGAUGCUGGUGCUUUGGGUCCGAAAGAUAUGGAUUCACUUGGGUUGUCGUUAUUUCGUCCUGAUUUCAUAAUCACAUCAUUUUACAGGGUAUUCGGUUAUGAUCCUAGUGGAUUUGGAUGCCUUCUUAUCAAAAAAUCUGUUUUGGCAUGCCUUCAAAACCAAUCUGGGGUGACUGGAACUGGAAUGGUGAAGAUCACUCCAGUCUUCCCGCAAUAUUUGGGCGAUUCAAUGGAUGGUCUUGAUGGGCUGAUUGGGGUUGAGGAUGAUGAAGUUGAUGAGAAUGGAGAAUUUAAAGGGGACACCCAGAAGGGAUCGCAAAUGCCAGCCUUUUCUGGUGCUUUUACUUCUGCUCAGGUGAGGGAUGUUUUUGAUACUGAGCUGGAGCAUGAAAAUAGCUCUGAUAGAGAUGGUGCUAGCACAAUCUUUGAAGAGACUGAGAGUAUUUCUGUUGGGGAGGUGAUGAAGAGCCCUAUUUUCAGUGAGGAUGAAUCAUCUGACAACUCAUUCUGGAUUGACUUAGGACAAAGCCCGAUGGGUUCCGAGAAUGUAGGCCAGCUGGAGAGACAGAGAUCCACUCCUUCGCCACCCUUAUGGUUUACUGGGAAGAAGAACGGCAAGAGGGUCUCCCCGAAGCCAGCAGCUAACAACACCAGGAGCCCGACUUAUGAUGGGCGACAUAUGCUAUCAUUUGAUGCUGCAAUUCAAUCAGUGUCGCGUAGUACUGAAAAUGUUCAUGAGAUCAAUGAGGAAAUACAACCUGUUCAUGAGAUAGAAGAGGAGUAUGAACACGAAAGGGCAAGGAACAAAGCAUCACUGAAUGGUUCGGUAAAUGGGUCCAAUUUCAACUGUCACAAUUUGGCAUCUCAUGGUAUUACAUCGGAAGUGUGUGCUGAGACGAAAGAAAGUGCUAUCAGAAGAGAAACAGAAGGUGAGUUCAGGCUUUUGGGAAGGAGGGAUGGCAAGAAAUUUGCUGGUGGCCGGGUUGUAUGCUUUGAAGAAGAUGAUAUUGCUAGCAAAGGAAGGAGGGUGUCCUUCAGUACAGAGGACAACCACAGAGAGCAAUCUGGUCAUACCCUGGAGGCAGGUGAGGCGUCUACAAGAAACAUCGAAGACUAUGAUUAUGCAAGUGACGGAGAUUAUGGCGAUGAACUAGAAUCUGAUAGGAGAGAACCAGAGAUAAUUUGCCGGCAUCUUGAUCAUAUAAACAUGUUGGGCCUCAAUAGAACGACAUCUAGGUUACGGUUUUUGAUUAAUUGGCUUGUAACGUCCCUUCUGCAACUGAGAUUCCCUGGUCCAGAUGAAAAAGAUACUGUGCCUCUUAUCCAAAUAUAUGGCCCUAAAAUUAAGUACGAAAGAGGAGCUGCCGUGGCUUUCAAUGUGAGAAACAAAGACAGAGGGCUAAUAAAUCCAGAGGUUGUCCAAAAGCUUGCAGAAGCCCAUGGCAUCUGUCUUGGUGUUGGCAUCCUCAGCCAUAUAAGAAUCAUGGAUGGUCCAGGGAAUCCCAAUGGAGAAUUGAACAUUACAGAUACGACAUUGUGCAAGCCAAUGGCAAAUGGCCGUUUUGAUGGAAAAAGCGGGUUCUUUAGAGUGGAGGUUGUCACUGCAUCACUUAGUUUUCUGUCUAACUUUGAUGAUGUGUACAAGUUGUGGGCUUUUGCUUCAAAGUUUCUUAACCCAGCCUUUAUUAGAGAAAGUGGACUUCCAACUGUUGAAGAAGGUGUAGAGACAUGACAUGGUCCCCCAUGAAGCUACUUCUUUGUUCAGUUCAAGCGCCAUCAGAUCAUAGUGAAAAUUGGAGAUCUGAUUUCUUCCUGUCAAAUUGAAGAUCGUGAAGAAUACAAGAGUGCAGGAUCAAUUUCACAUUGCUGGAUUCGCUAACACCUUCGGACUCUUUCAUCGCCCAUGGUAAAUUUGUUUAUUCAUGUUUUCACUUGGGCAUUUUUUGUUUAGAUCUUAUGGGUGCUUGUUACAUUUGCUUGUCUUACCACCACAAGUGUUUUAAUAUAUGGUCUCAAAUGAUUGUUUUGCACAAAAUAUUUAACCAUUUGGGUAAUAUUAUUUAUCCAUGAAUUAUGGUUCUCUAGUUUGUGUAUAAUGUUCAAGUGAACCUUAAUAGUUCAGUAAUGUGAUACCUUUGAGGGCAAACAAUACAUAGAAAUCAGGAGCAGGGUUACAUGAAA
Molecule: messenger RNA, 4233 nt
Organism: Beta vulgaris subsp. vulgaris (sugar beet)
Lineage: Eukaryota; Viridiplantae; Streptophyta; Magnoliopsida; Caryophyllales; Amaranthaceae
Exons: 1
Coding region: 1040-3784 (914 amino acids)
Source: RefSeq, a predicted model, not a curated record